CCUCAUUGCUCCACCGUGGGAGACCGGACCUUUCCAUUCCUCUCUGUGGCCAGAUUCUCCUGCCUGCCUUGGGCCCCUGUGUGGCCCCCCACCGUGUCUGCGAUUGAGCCCCAGCUUCUGCCUCCUGAAAAGCAACCAUGGCCACCUACAAAGUCAAGGUGGCCACGGGGACUGAUCUCUUAUCGGGAACAAUGGACUCCAUCUCACUGACCAUCGUGGGCACCCAAGGAGAGAGCCAAAAGCAGCUGCUGGACCACUUUGGAAGAGACUUUGCCACCGGGGCGGUGGACGAGUACACUGUCCAGUGCCAGCAGGAUCUGGGGGAGCUCAUCAUCAUCCGCCUGCACAAGGAGCGCUUCUCCUUCUUUCCCAAGAACUCCUGGUACUGCAACUACGUGCAGAUCAGUGCACCCAAUGGCCGCAUCUACCACUUCCCUGCCUACCAGUGGAUGGACGGCUAUGAGACUCUGGCGCUCCGGGAGGCUACAGGGAAGACAACAGCCGACGACACACUCCCAAUCCUCCUGGAGCACCGACAGGAAGAGAUCAGAGCCAAGCAGGAUUUGUACCACUGGAGGGUCUUCGUUCCUGGCCUGCCCAACUAUGUGCACAUCCCGAGUUACCGCCCCCCUGUCCGAAGAAACCCUAACCAGCCUGAGUGGAACGGCUAUAUUCCUGGGUUCCCGAUUCUCAUCAACAUUAAGGCCACCAAGUUCCUGAACUCCAAUCUCCGCUUCUCCUUCAUCAAGACAGCUUCCUUCUUUUUCCGCCUGGGACCCAAGUCAUUCGUUUUCAAAGUUCGUGGCCUAUUGGACAGAAAACGGUCGUGGAAGAGACUGAAAGACAUUAAGAAAAUUUUCCCUAUUACGAAAACUGUCAUCUCUGAGUACGUGGCCGAGCACUGGACAGAGGAUAGCUUUUUUGGGUACCAGUACCUCAAUGGCAUCAACCCAAGCCUGCUCCGCCGCUGCACGCAGAUCCCAGACAAGUUCCCCGUCACAGAUGACAUGGUGGCCCCGUUCCUGGGAGAGGGAACGAGCCUGCAAGAGGAGUUAGAGAAGGGAAACAUUUACCUGGCCGACUACCGCAUCUUGGAGGGCAUCCCCACUGUUGAGCUCAGUGGCCAGAAACAGCACCAGUGCGCCCCCCUCUGCCUGCUGCACUUUAGCCCGGAAGGGAACAUGAUGCCCAUUGCCAUCCAGCUCAGCCAGACCCCUGGGCCUGACUGCCCCAUCUUCCUGCCCAGUGACUCUGAGUGGGAUUGGCUGCUGGCAAAGACAUGGGUGCGCAAUGCUGAGUUCUACUGCCACGAAGCCAUCUCUCACCUGCUGGAGACCCACCUCAUGGCCGAGGCCUUCUGUCUGGCCACGCUGAGGCAGUUUCCCAUGUGCCACCCCCUCUACAAGCUCCUCAUCCCUCACACCAGAUUCACCAUCCAGAUCAACAGCAUUGGGCGAGCCCUCCUCCUCAAUGAGGGGGGGCUCUCUGCUAGGGGCACGUCCCUGGGCCUGCCGGGCUUUGCUGAGGUGAUGGUGCGGGCUCUGUCAGAGAUCACCUACGACAGCCUCUACCUUCCCAAUGACUUCAUCGAGCGUGGGGUUCAGGACCUGCCGGGAUAUUAUUACCGAGACGACAGCUUGGCAGUGUGGGACGCGCUGGAGAGGUAUGUGACGGAGAUUAUCACCUACUAUUACCCCUGUGACACAGCCGUGGAAAGCGACCCAGAAUUGCAGUCCUGGGUGCAGGAGAUAUUCAAGGAGUGCCUACUGGAGCGUGAGAGCUCAGGCUUCCCCACGUGCUUGAAAACUGUUCCCGAGCUGAUCCGAUAUGUCACCAUUGUCAUCUACACCUGCUCUGCCAAGCACGCAGCUGUCAACACAGGGCAGCUGGAGUUCACUUCUUGGAUGCCCAACUUCCCGUCAUCCAUGCGGAACCCACCAAUGCAGACCAAAGGGCUGACGACCCAGCAGACCUUCAUGGACACAUUGCCAGAUGUGAAGACUACGUGUAUCAUCCUGUUGGUGCUCUGGACCCUGAGCCGGGAGCCAGAUGACAAGAGGCCCCUGGGCCACUUCCCCGACAUCCACUUCGUGGAGGAUGUCCCGAGGAGGAGCAUGGAGACCCUCCGCCAGCGCCUGGCCCAGAUCUCGCACAACAUCCGCCAGCGCAACAAAUGCCUCCCUAUCCCUUACUACUACCUGGACCCGGUGCUGAUUGAGAACAGCAUUUCUAUCUAGGAUGGCCCUCCCCACCUGCCUGUUUUCCAAAAAAAUCACU
Messenger RNA from Condylura cristata (star-nosed mole), 2277 nucleotides. It is a transcript of the gene ALOX12B, whose product is annotated as arachidonate 12-lipoxygenase, 12R type. The record is from RefSeq and is a predicted model, not a curated record. Gene Ontology annotation, molecular function: protein binding; iron ion binding; arachidonate 12(S)-lipoxygenase activity. Gene Ontology annotation, cellular component: perinuclear region of cytoplasm. Lineage: Eukaryota; Metazoa; Chordata; Mammalia; Eulipotyphla; Talpidae. Gene Ontology annotation, biological process: lipid oxidation; linoleic acid metabolic process. Bases 138 to 2237 code for a protein of 699 amino acids. The transcript has 15 exons.